Messenger RNA from Quercus lobata, 798 nucleotides. Its product is annotated as abscisic stress-ripening protein 2-like. The coding region runs from base 90 to 530 and encodes 146 amino acids. NCBI's taxonomy places the organism in Eukaryota, Viridiplantae, Streptophyta, Magnoliopsida, Fagales, Fagaceae. The transcript has 2 exons. The record is from RefSeq and is a predicted model, not a curated record.
UCAUUAUAAAAACCAUCAACUACCUCUCUUUCUUAUUCUCUCCUUAAUUUAACGCUAGCUUUGUUAACUCAACUUCAAACUCCAAUUCCAUGGCUGAAGAGAAGCAUCACCACCAACACCUUUUCCAUCACAACAAGGACGAGGAUAAGCCUGUUGAAACUGUCUACACUGAGACUCCUGCUGGUUAUGCUGAGACUGGGAACAGUGAGUCGACCACAGAAGGAUAUGGUGCCACCACCAUCUCCACCGAGUCUGAGGUUGACUACAGGAAGGAAGAGAAGCACCACAAGAAUCUCGAGCACCUUGGCGAGAUGGGUGCUGUCACAGCUGGUGCUUAUGCCUUGCACGAGAAGCAUAAGUCAAAGAAAGAUCCAGAGCAUGCCCACAAGCACAAGAUAGAAGAGGAGAUUGCAGCAGCGGCUGCAGUUGGAGCUGGUGGAUAUGCCUUCCAUGAGCAUCAUGAGAAGAAAGAGGCAAAGGAACAAGACGAAGAGGCUCAUGGAAAGAAGCACCACCACCUUUUGGGUUGAAAACAACACGAUCGAUCCAUCCAUCCAUCCAUCCAAGACACACCAUCUAGAUUCUAGAUCUCUCUUUCAAUGUGUCUUUUUUUUUUUUCCCAGUAUUUACUUCGAGCUGUGUUGUGUUUAUACCAGUAAGCAACUACCCUAAAUAAUACUUUGUGGUGGGCGAGAGAGUGAGUUUGUGAAUGCUUACUUGGUUGGUAUACGUGUCCUUGUUCAUUGUUUGUCAUCCGGUUUCUUUGUGUGUAAUGUUAAGAAUAAUAUUUUCCUAUCA